Messenger RNA from Lichtheimia ornata, 249 nucleotides. RefSeq lists its product as uncharacterized. NCBI's taxonomy places the organism in Eukaryota, Fungi, Mucoromycota, Mucoromycetes, Mucorales, Lichtheimiaceae. The transcript is spliced from 4 exons. Bases 1 to 249 code for a protein of 82 amino acids. Gene Ontology annotation, biological process: protein targeting to ER. Gene Ontology annotation, cellular component: endoplasmic reticulum membrane; signal peptidase complex. The record is from RefSeq and is a predicted model, not a curated record.
AUGGCUAUUGCAGACUACUUUGAAUGGACCAUUGACUUUGAAGGUCAAAAGCUUGCCGAACAAUUGACACACCUGAUCCCCACCUUGUUUGCAGUUAUUGGUUUCGUCGUUGGAUACAGCAUGCAGUCGUUAUUGGUUACUCUGGAAAUCUUUGGUGCUGGUUUGGUAUUGACCAUGCUGUUGGUGUUGCCUCCAUGGCCCAUGUAUAAUCGUCAUCCACUCAAAUGGUUACCCGCAUCCAUGCAAUAG